AGGCGCAGAAAAACUCGCCGUCUUUCUCUGAACCGGCCCUAACGUGCACGCGCAUGGAGGGGAGAGCGAGCCCUUCGCGAGAGCCCAGAGUCCGAGCAGUGGCUGACGUGCUGUGCCGCGGCCCGGUGGAGCCGCUCAUCUUCUUUGCCAACUUUGCCUUGGUCCUGCAGGGCCCGGUCACCACGCAGUACCUGUGGUACCGCUUCAGCGCCGACCUCGGCUACAAUGGCACCCACGACCGCGGUGGUUGCAGCAACCACACCGUGAACCCCACCGUGCAGGAAGUGGAGACCCUUACCUCUCACUGGACCCUCUAUAUGAACUUGGGCGGCCUCCUGGUGGGACUCUUCUCAUCCACCCUGCUGGGUGCUUGGAGUGACUGUGUGGGCCGUCGCCGGCUGCUGGUACUGGCCUCGUUUGGCCUGUUGCUCCAGGCUCUGGUGUCCAUCUUUGUGGUGCAGCUGCAGCUACAUGUUGGCUACUUCGUGCUGGGCCGCAUUCUUUGUGCCCUAUUUGGUGACUUCAGUGGCCUCUUGGCUGCUGGCUUUGCUUCUGUGGCAGAUGUCAGCUCCAGUCACAGCCGAACCAUCCGAAUGGCACUGCUGGAAGCAUGCAUCGGGGUGGCAGGGAUGCUGGCGAGCCUCCUUGGGGGCCACUGGCUCCAGGCCCAGGGUUAUGCCAACCCCUUCUGGCUGGCCUUGGCCUUGCUGAUAGUCAUGACUCUCUACGCUGCUUUUUGCUUUGGUGAAACGAUGAAGGAGCCAACACCUGCCCGGCUCUUCACACUCCGUCACCACCGAUCCAUUGUCCAGCUCUACUUGGCCUCAGCCCCGGAGAAGUCCAGGAAGCAUUUAGCCCUGUACUCACUGGUCAUCUUUGUGGUGGUCACUGUGCACUUUGGGGCGGAAGACAUCCUGACCAUUUAUGAGCUGAGCAAACCCCUCUGCUGGGACUCCAAGCUGAUCGGCUAUGGUUCUGCGGCUAGGCACCUCCAGUACCUCAGCAGCCUGCUGGGCCUGCGGCUUCUGCAAUCCUGCCUGGCCGACACCUGGGUGGCGGAGAUUGGCUUGGCCUUUAACAUCCUGGGGAUGGUGGUCUUUGCGUUUGCUACCACCACACCCCUUAUGUUCACAGGGUAUGGGCUCCUCUUCCUGUCGUUAGUCAUCACACCCAUAGUCCGGGCCAAGCUCUCCAAGCUGGUGAGCAAGUCAGAGCAGGGUGCUCUGUUUUCUGCUGUGGCCUGUAUGAAUAGCUUGGCCAUGCUGACAGCCUCCAGCAUCUUCAACUCGCUCUACCCAGCCACCCUGAACUUCAUGAAGGGAUUCCCCUUCCUCCUGGGAGCUGGCCUUCUCUUCAUCCCAGCCAUUCUGAUUGGGAUGCUGGAAAGGACUCAUCCUCAUCCUGAAUUCCAGUAGUUUCCCUAGAGCCCCUGACCUGCCUGGACCAGAGGACAAAAGCCAAGAAGAGCGAAGUGAGCACUAACCAACUGGAAGUAUGCAUCUGGGAUCCCACCUACAGCAGCACCAGCAGCUCCCCUCAAAGGCGGUAUUCAAAAAAAAAGAGGCAGUGUUUACCCUGGAUUAGGUGGUCAGGCUGUACCAAGGCACCCCCCCACCCCUACCACCCAUAACUGUGCCAGCCUAUGACUUGAGAAUCUAGAAUUGUAACCCAGACAGUCUGACUCCAGGGGAGGCAGUGGGGGAGCCAUUUGGAACAGGAGUCUGUUUACCCUUUAUGCCAGGGUAGAGGAGAGGUCCUGAUGGAGGUGACGCCCUGGGGACCAGUGGAAGCAUGAGGGCUGGCAUUUCUGCUUCCAGCCAAAAUUGCCCAGCUCACAGUGUGCACUUCACGGUGUGCAGCUAGCUACCAGUCACUCCUUUGUGAUGAAUACUUUGAGGGGAGAAAAGGUUGUGGGAGUGGGGGGAGAGUGCUUCUGACUUGGUGGAAUCAGCCCCCUGCACUUAGCAGUGCCAAUCAUAAUAAAUAAAGCAGUAUAAACACACCGAAAAGAA
Molecule: messenger RNA, 2012 nt
Organism: Pteropus alecto (black flying fox)
Lineage: Eukaryota; Metazoa; Chordata; Mammalia; Chiroptera; Pteropodidae
Gene: SLC46A1
Product: solute carrier family 46 member 1
Exons: 5
Coding region: 54-1415 (453 amino acids)
Biological process (GO): transmembrane transport
Cellular component (GO): plasma membrane
Molecular function (GO): transmembrane transporter activity
Source: RefSeq, a predicted model, not a curated record